This is a messenger RNA of Mycosarcoma maydis (corn smut), 1767 nucleotides long. RefSeq names its product zinc-coordinating transcription factor SFP1. NCBI's taxonomy places the organism in Eukaryota, Fungi, Basidiomycota, Ustilaginomycetes, Ustilaginales. The coding region runs from base 1 to 1767 and encodes 588 amino acids. The record is from RefSeq and is a predicted model, not a curated record. Gene Ontology annotation, cellular component: nucleus. The transcript is spliced from 2 exons.
AUGCAAGCACCGAUUCCGAUCGCACAGGCCCCAGGUCGUCUUGAUUCAUUUAGCUUCCAGCGCCCUGGUGGCCUUACACCACGCGCUUCGUCCAGCUUUGUCAGCAGCGCAAGUUACAAAGAGCCAAUGGCUGUCUCCUUUGGCAAAGAUGUGUCAGAAUUCGGCACUUCCACCGAGUCGGACGUCACCGUCGCUCCUUCGUCCGUUCGUCUCGAGUCUACCUUCUGUCGCAACUUUACAUGCUGUGGUCAGAAGCUCGACGACCUCCACGACUUACUUCAGCACUACGAGGAGUGCCAUGUUCGCUUCGAAGAUGACGAGAUGCCUGCCAUGAUUGCCGACGAUGAGGUCGACUCCUCUGGCUCCUCCAAUGCCUCCACAUCGCAACCCUCCAGCCCACGUACCUCGAAUGCCGGCUCGACCUCUUCUGCCGCCGCCACCGCCACGGCUGCCUCCGUCACCACCGAUAACGUUACAACGCCAACGGGUCUUGACGACACCGACAAGGCUUCGGCUUUUGACACAGCAGUGAUGCGCUCGCCAUCCUUCGCCAAGAGCAAGAAGCGUUCUUUCGGUCAAUACGCUAAUGCCUCUUCCGCGAAUCCCAACGGUGCCAUUCACCAAUCCUUGAGGAGAGCGCUUAUCGACGGUGGUGUUGGUCGCCGUGUACCCGGCACACCCAACAUUUACGCUCCCAACUCACCCUUCUCAACGCCCGGUAGCUCGAUUCCAGGCACCCCUCGCCUAGACACCGAGAAUGAUGGCUACUUUAGCAACGGCCUCAACCCUGCCGCUUUCUCGGCGCUCUCGAUCCGUUCGAGUAACACCGAUGCGCUCGACCUCCCCUCGUGCGCUCCUCCCAAUCUCUUCUUCCCCGCUUCGAGCACCGCUUCUUCGUCGUCACAGCCACCUGCCAAGCGCGAGAAGACGAGCGCCACGACCAGCGCUUCCUCACUUGCGCUCGAGAACGCCCUUCGUGCCGGAGCCGGAAACAUCGAUAAGCCAUACAAGUGUCCGGCGCCCGGAUGCGACAAGGCAUACAAACAGAUGAAUGGUCUCAAGUAUCAUCGUCUCCAUGGAGCUUGCAACCAGAACAAUCUCUCCAUCCCUGCGCAGGCUGCUGCUCAGCUAACCAACAUCCACACCCCCACUAACUCGACUACAGGCUCACCUCAGCCUGAGACUGCUGAUGGCGUCAAGACAGAGGAUGACACAGCAACGCUUCCGUCGGUUUCACCUACAUCGCCAAUCGCUGCCAGCGUCAAACCAUCACCUGAUCCGGUCGGUCCGGUCGCUCAGGUCGCUCAAGCGCCCGUCUCGCUGGGCGACCGUCUGUACAUCUGUCAAGUGGGUGUCUGUGGCAAGCGAUACAAGAACCUCAAUGGCUUACGAUACCAUUACCUUCACUCUGGCUCGCAUGGUUUGCUCGGUCUGCAGCUCUUGCAGUCGGGUGGAGGCGCCAGCGCCAAGGUCGACGCUUCCGGCCGUGCUCCUGUAAGCACGAGCACGCUCAGCCAGGAGGAGAUCGCUGCUGCUGCCCAAGCUGCCCAGCUGGCCCAGGAGCAGAUCCAGGCUCAGGCCGCCAAGAGUGCCGCUGCCACUGCCGCUGCAGCUGCAGCUGCCUCGGCCGCCGCCGCCGCCGCCCGGAAGGAGGAGAGCGAGCGUCAAACACCUACGCUCACAACACCACCCUCCGGCUUGACGCAGGCGCUCCAGCAACAGCAACAACAGCAGACCGCCUUGGCAUCACCACCGACCGGCUUGUAG